Cryptococcus amylolentus CBS 6039 is the source of this 678-nucleotide messenger RNA. RefSeq lists its product as hypothetical. NCBI's taxonomy places the organism in Eukaryota, Fungi, Basidiomycota, Tremellomycetes, Tremellales, Cryptococcaceae. Gene Ontology annotation, cellular component: mitochondrion. The transcript is spliced from 2 exons. The record is from RefSeq and is a predicted model, not a curated record. The coding region runs from base 1 to 678 and encodes 225 amino acids.
AUGGCUCUAUCCCGGCCCCUCCCCAGGCACAUCGCCCGUCUCUCCCCCACCUCCGCCCCCACCCCUCGGCUUUCCCGGCCUGCCCUCCCGCUGCCAUUCACGAGAUCAUACUCGGCCCCGGCGCCCCCCGGGCCCCCUUCCAAACCACCUCAGACAUCCUCCCUGCUGAACCGCUAUACCCCCUACCUCACAGCCCUAUCCCAGCGGACUGGCGUCCCUCUACCAUCACUCGGUCUCUCUUUCCUCGCCUUGCACGAGCUCACCGCCAUUCUCCCCGUCGUCGGUUUCUACUACCUCUUUGCCUCUUUUGGCGUCGGUGCUGGGCUAGUCACAUGGGUGUCUGAAGUAGGCCACGAAGAAGAGAAAGAAGGCUGGAAACCCUGGGUGAAAGAGUGGUACGAGGAAGGGGUCGCCAAGGUCGAUCGUGUGGGUAGGAGGUACGGUGUACUGGGAUACGAGAAGCAGGAGCACAAGGUUGAGGAUAGCGGGGAGACUGCAGUGGAUUCGGUAAAGACUGGAGGGGCGAAAGCCGCUGAAAAGGUCGCAGACGCGGUAGCCGCGUAUGUGCUUGUCAAAGCGCUGUUACCUGCAAGAAUAGGCCUGUCGCUCGUAGCAGCACCAGCUUUCGCUUGCUACACACUUGUACCACUCCAAAAUCUAUUCCGUCGCCGACGAUGA